Messenger RNA from Aspergillus ibericus CBS 121593, 393 nucleotides. RefSeq lists its product as uncharacterized. The coding region runs from base 94 to 360 and encodes 88 amino acids. NCBI's taxonomy places the organism in Eukaryota, Fungi, Ascomycota, Eurotiomycetes, Eurotiales, Aspergillaceae. The transcript has a single exon. The record is from RefSeq and is a predicted model, not a curated record.
ACCCAGCUGGGUAUACCCCGUGGGUAUACCCAGCUGGGUACUUUUCUUGGCAUCUUACUAACAUGCGCCUAGAACGACAGAGCAAGGCCUACCAUGAGACUUAUUUGCAUCUUCUGGAGGUUUCCGGUGGUUGCAAGUUGCGUCCACAGGAGAGCUAGGAUUUGCCCACAGAGCCGUCAGUCUAUUCCUAAAGUCUCCCCUCCCACACCUGCCUAUGAAGAGCUUAUGGAACAGAUCAAGAUGGUCCUGCUCCUCUUCAUUACACGGGAACGUAUAGACUCCCCUCCGAUAUCCGUGAUAUGUGCGGCCGUUUUCUUCGAGGAAGAGACUUCUAUCCAAAGACCUAAGGCAGAUAAAUAAUGGGAGGCAAGAGUCCCGGCAUCGGUCACCCAC